GCAGAUAAAAGGACGUAUAUUGCAACAAUAACAUUCUAUUUGCAUAAUUACAUACUGAAUACUGUUUCUCGUUCCGACAAUCGUUCUCGCAUUCGAAAUACCGAAAGCAAGCCGCACGAUCGUACCAUCAUAUCGUCCAGUCAUGGACGCCAAAACGUGGGCCGUUUUUACAUUUCUACUGGCAGUGGCGAGGGCACAGUCUACGCCAGAGCCGUAUGCCAUUGAGAAACCAACUCCAGAACUAGAAGAGCCGAUUGCCAUUGAGAGACCAACUGCAGAACUAGAGCCGAUUGCCAUUGAAAGACCAUCUGCAGGACUAGAGCCGAACACUACCGCGACGUCAACUUUCUACGAGGGAGAACUGCCUACAAUCAAUGUUACGCCAAAUGCUACGUUGGUAGGAAACAGCACUGAGAAUAUGACCGCUUUUCAAAUAAUAAUGAGGGCGAAUGAUGAAGUUGCCAGGGACAAGCUCGAGGUUCACGAAUUCGACAUGAGGUUUCCAGUGGCACAAUCUGACGCUUCUGAUGACCAACAUGAUGCACCCAUAAGAGACCGAUCUGCCUUAUGGCCAGGCGGAGUCAUUCCAUAUGUGUUUGGAAAUUCCAUCAGAAAUCAAAUAUGGUUUCAGAAGCUGAUUAAAGGGGCGAUGAGUGAGUGGGAAGCCAAGACAUGCAUAAUGUUUCGUCGAAGAAAAUCACACGAUAGCAAUUACGUCCUUUUUCAUAUUGGAAAUGGAUGCAAUUCUGAUGUUGGUAUGGUAGGUGGACGGCAGACUGUCUCGCUUGGUACCGGCUGCGCACACCACAGCGUUGUACUUCAUGAACUCGGCCAUGUUGUGGGUUUCUGGCACGAACAAAACCGCCCUGAUCGGGACCGCUAUGUCAAAAUCAUUAGAGAGAAUAUUAUCGAUAAACUUUAUUUUGCGUUCCGCAAAUACAGCACCCAUAAGAUUAACAGCCUUGGAGUGCCGUACGAUUACAAGUCGAUUAUGCAUUACGCACGAAACGCAUUCAGUAAGAACAGGAGAGACGAUACGAUUGUAUCGAGAGAUGGAAAAACGAGGAAUUUUGGAAAUAAUCAUCUCAGCUCCCUCGACAUUUUACAGGCGAACAGGUUAUACAAAUGUCCAGAUAAAAACAAUCUAUAUCCGAGUUUCCCAAAAGAUUUCGUGUUCUCAUUUUCGAGACUAUCGGGUCACAAAUGCACGUGGUUGUAUGAGCCACACGACCGCUACUGGCGACGUGUCUACCUUUGCGUCAAGUCGGACAGGAGACUAGUAAAUAUUAGAUGGUCCAACAAAGGAGCUAUACCUCGAAUGACGUGUACUCGUAUCUACAGCGAAGCGAAACAUUAUUACCUUGGAUGGAACGAUAACUACCUAUGUGUACCGAAGAAGUCCUAUAAAUUUAUAUGGUCCACAAAUGGGCCUCUCUCAGGCUAUCCAUGUAUGCAAUGGAGAUACACUAGGGAUAGACGCUGGGGGAGAAAUAAAUAUUUGUGUGCUAAUAAGUCUGAUGAACAAGUUGUGCAUGGUCGUUGGUCGCCGUGGUCCUUGUGGAACCAAUGCACGAAGAAAUGUGGCACUGGAUUCCAACAACGAAAGAGAGAAUGUACCAACCCGCGCCCAAAGAAUGGCGGUCGCAGCUGCGGCUCACAAUCAUAUGAAACCAGAUAUUGCAACAGUCAAGAAUGCGAUGAUCUUCCAAAAUGGCCAGAAGAUUUCACGUAUCGUUACCAUCCAUACACACCCUCGAGCUCCACCUGCAUCAGGACCUAUGAACGUGCGAACUACUUCCAGUGGACCAAUUACUAUUUCUGUAGCCGCUCGGGACGUCGGGAUAUCAAUAUGAAAUGGUCAGACAACGGACCAAUCAGGAACAUGAAAUGCGUCCUGAUUAACGAACCACGGGAACCAAGACAACAUGGAUGGAACAAUAAUUAUUUGUGCGUUCCUAGGCGUUCCCCUUACCGAUUCAGGUGGUCCCAUUCAGGGCAAAUCAAUGGAUUGGAAUGCAUACAAUGGCUGGCAAAGAGAGGAUUAGACGGAUGGAACGAUAACUACUUGUGUGCAGAUAAAUUCAACGGCGGCCAGCCGACAGUUUCUACCACGACAAGACCUCAGGCCAUUCAUGGCGGGUGGACCACCUGGGGAGCGUGGACAACAUGUACUAAAUCUUGUGGACGCGGACGCAGAAGGAGGUACAGAAGUUGUGCUAAUCCAUACCCAAGUAAUGGCGGCCGAACUUGUUCCGGUGCCCGAGAAAUCAGAGAAUAUUGCAACCAACAGGAGUGUCCUAGAGAGUGUUAUCAGAAAUAUACGGAGGAUUCCGGUUCAUUUCGUGCCCCGCAGAAUAAAAAGGGAUCUUUCACGUGUUCCUGGACGAUAGAAGUCCCGAUUGGGUACAAAGUCCGAUUAUACUUCAGAUCGUUUACUGUGGGAGGGGGCAGGCCGAAUUGCUUACGAGGCGCUGAUUACGUCACCAUACGUGAAGGUCAAGAUGAGAACUCGCUUCUUAUCAAUUCCCUGUGUGGGUCCUUUUCUCAAAGAUACAUUUACAGUUCCGGGAAUAAAAUGCGCGUCACUCUAAGGUCGGCGAACAUUUUCACUCGGCCAAGCUUCCACGUGUCAUGGAUGGCCAUUGCGGUUCCAACGAGAGCUCCCACUAGGAAGACUGUGGAAGAGUGCGGGGGAAUUUUGAGAGCGUCGAGAGGCAACAUUAGCUCGCCAAAUUUUCCCAAAAAUUAUCCAGCUCGGAAGGAAUGUACUUGGAUAAUCAAAGUUCCCGUUCAUAAGUUACUCAAGUUGCGUUUUGUGUCUUUCGAUGUGGAGAACCACGCGACAUGCGGUUAUGAUUACGUUCAAGUAAGAGAUGGUGCCACUUCGAGAUCAAAGUUGCUCGGGACGUUUUGUGGGAAAACUUUGCCAAAACAAAUCACGGCUUUCGCAAACAGUUUAUGGAUAAAGUUCCGUUCGGACGGAAAUAAAGAGUUUAAAGGUUUCAGGGCGGAGUACAGGACGAAACAACGAAAUGUUGGAUGCGGUGCCGGAAGAUGGAAGCACUACGUGUCGGAGGAGGACAACUCUGAAUAUUGUUACCUGAUCAGAUAUCGACGUAUGACAUGGGACGCUGCUCGAAGAGACUGCCAGAGAAAAAAGAAUUCGGAUUUGCUCAGUAUAGCAACGAAAAAGGAACAGUGGUUUGUCAGGAAUGAACUGAUGGCUGAGACGAGAUAUUACGAGCUGUGGAUGGGCUACAACGAUAGAACCAGGGAAGGACAAUGGGCCUGGAGCGAUAAGAGCCAAGUGAAUUUCAAAAACUGGGGAGGGGGGGAUCCGAAUAACGGAGGACAACGGAAAAACGAAGAUUGUGGCGUGGUAAAACCAGACGGCAAAUGGAAUGACUUUCCGUGUAAUCAUCGCUUUAUGUAUAUUUGUAAAAGAAAGAUUUCAUAAGGACUAAGAAUGCUGUGAAUGGCACAAAGACAUAAAAGUCUAGACGUAGGAAUAUUGUAUCGUCUGUCAGCUUGCUUUCCUUGAAGACAAUUUCACACAUGGAUGGACUAAAUGCAUUUAAAUAUUGCCUUAUAGAGAAAGUCGAAAUAUCUUUCGACAAGAUGGCAAAAUACAGAAAAUAUAACUAAAACUAUAGUUAAAGUUGCAUAAUGCCAAUUUGUAUAUUUUAUUGGAGAGGUUUCGUGUUAAUAAGAUAGUAUAUGAGUAAA
Molecule: messenger RNA, 3726 nt
Organism: Dendronephthya gigantea
Lineage: Eukaryota; Metazoa; Cnidaria; Anthozoa; Malacalcyonacea; Nephtheidae
Exons: 17
Coding region: 143-3457 (1104 amino acids)
Biological process (GO): proteolysis
Molecular function (GO): metalloendopeptidase activity; zinc ion binding
Source: RefSeq, a predicted model, not a curated record